CGACUAGCACAAUGGCCAAAGCCGCUGCCGCCACCGACGCCCCGGUCGUCGAGACCCCGAUCCUGAAGGAGAAGAAGCCGCGCGCCGCCAAGGAGGCCAAGCCGGCCGCUCCCAAGGUCGUCGCCAAGCCUGCCACCAAGGCCGCUAAGGCCGCGCCCAAGAAGAAGGCUGCCGCCGUUGCCAAGGCGGCGCCCAGCACGUCGUACUACGACUGCAUCAAGGAGGCCAUUCUUGCCCUCGCCGAGCGCAUGGGCUCGUCGCGCCAGGCGAUCUCUAAGUUUGUCCAGAACACGAAGGGCGACAACUUCCAGAACCACUUGCUCAACAAGGCCCUCAAGGCCGGUGUUGAAAGCGAGAAGCUUGUCCAGAUCAAGGGCUCGUACAAGCUCGCUGCCUCGGAGAAGAAGCCCGUUGCUGCUAAGAAGAGCGCGGCCAAGAAGGCUGCUGUCGAGAAGGAGACCAAGGUCGUCGUCAAGAAGGCCGCUGCCAAGAAGAGCGUCGCUGCCAAGAAGGCGCCUGUGAAGAAGGCGGCCAAGCCCGCCGCCAAGAAGACGGCUGGCAAGAAGGAAGUCGCCAAAAAGACCGUCGCCAAGAAGGUCGUCAAGAAGGCUGCGGCCAAGAAGACGGUCGCCAAGAAGGUCGUCAAGAAGGUGGCUGCCAAGAAGGUCGUCAAGAAGACCGUCGCCAAGAAGUCGAAGUAAGGCGACUGUGCAUGUUCACGGACGCCUCGCCGCGUCUACCCCCAAUCGGUGUUUAUAAACACCACCCAAUAUUUAUGGAAUUUUGGUGCA
This is a messenger RNA of Saprolegnia parasitica CBS 223.65, 791 nucleotides long. RefSeq lists its product as hypothetical. The record is from RefSeq and is a predicted model, not a curated record. Gene Ontology annotation, cellular component: nucleosome. The transcript has a single exon. Lineage: Eukaryota; Oomycota; Saprolegniomycetes; Saprolegniales; Saprolegniaceae. The coding region runs from base 12 to 701 and encodes 229 amino acids. Gene Ontology annotation, molecular function: DNA binding; structural constituent of chromatin. Gene Ontology annotation, biological process: nucleosome assembly.